CAGGAGGCUGUGAAGAGCUGUGAAAGGCCACUGACUGCCCACGAGGUAGCCUGACAGAGCAGGAGUCCUGGUCGACACGGUGUGGAGAUGCGGCUGAAGUAGUCUUCCCUGGCACGGCUGUCUUCCCCGCACCUGAAACUGCACAACAUGGGCUGCAUGAAAUCAAAGCAAACUUUCCCAUUUCCUUCCACGUUUGAAACUGAGAAGCGACAUGAGAAUGAACACACCUUUAUGGCAGAAGACAGAUUUCUAUCCAGGAUGCUUUAUCCAGGUACAGAACAAGUCCAACAGGAAGUCCCAGGGUCCAAUCCUGUGAUCCAGAAGUAUGCACAGAACCUGGCCGAGGAAAUCUUGCACGAUGCCCUGCAGCAGUGGGCAAGCAAUCACAUCAAGUACUGCCACAUCCCAUACAUUGAGAACGAGAGCCCCGACGCGGUGGGGGAUGGCCCCUGUGGAGCUGUGGGUGGAGCUGGUGCUAGCUUAAAGACAUGAAGCAAACAAAACUGGUGUGGAUACGCUUAACCACAACUGGAUGCAUAAACGUCUAUGAUAAUAUGAGUAGUGUAGGAUACUUAUGACGAAAUGUGAUUUUUUUUUAAGCAGUUCUAUGUUAACAGCAAUUUAUCUGCUUGGUCUUGAUUUUUGGUCAUGGAAGGUUUGGUCCUGUGGUACCCAGUAAUUGGCUGUAUGUCCUACCACUUUGUUCUUGAGGGAGUAGUAGAUCACCAAAGAAAAUGUUGAUGAAUACUAUGUUCCCCAAGUUCCAAAUCAUUAUUUUAAAGGACUUAUUUUAAAAUGAUUAUUUUUGUUUACACACACACACACACACACACACACACACACACACACACCCCUCAGAAAAGGAUUUUUCUUAAAAUGUCUUGGCAAGGGACAGAUUCCAGCCACACUGACUUACAGCAGGUCUUAUUUGUUGAAACCAUU
This is a messenger RNA of Jaculus jaculus (lesser Egyptian jerboa), 942 nucleotides long. It is a transcript of the gene Akap19, whose product is annotated as chromosome 4 C2orf88 homolog. NCBI's taxonomy places the organism in Eukaryota, Metazoa, Chordata, Mammalia, Rodentia, Dipodidae. The record is from RefSeq and is a predicted model, not a curated record. Bases 148 to 492 code for a protein of 114 amino acids. The transcript has a single exon. Gene Ontology annotation, molecular function: protein kinase A regulatory subunit binding.